Messenger RNA from Oikopleura dioica, 930 nucleotides. NCBI's taxonomy places the organism in Eukaryota, Metazoa, Chordata, Appendicularia, Copelata, Oikopleuridae. The record is from the annotation of a GenBank genome assembly.
AUGUCGGAAAACAACGCCCCCAAGGAUAUUGCUGAAUUUCUUGAACGAGCUGGGGUGAAAAUGGACGUCUUCAUUAGGAGAGGCGGCUAUGGCUCCGUCUCCAGAGGUGUCAUGAAAGUCGGCGACGAGGGACAAACUAAACCCGUGGCCAUCAAACUUAUCGACUUCCAAGGAGGCCAGGGAGAGCGCCAACUCUUCCGCGAACUUGAGGUCGCCGAAACUGUUUGGCAUAAAAACCUGACAUUUUCACUUUUUUCCGGAUAUUAUGAGCCUAACGACACCAUUUUCAUCGUUACAGAACUUUACGAGGAGGACUUUUCAACCUAUCUCGCAGACCAUGGACGGCUUCGACCAAGUAUGUGCAAAAAAAUGUUCCGACAUAUCACGGAGGGAGUCGUUUAUCUCCAUAAAAAUGGUAUUGCUCACCGAGACAUCAAGCUGGGGUCGGCAACUUGCCACUUGCCAACUUGCCAAUGGCAAGACAUCAAGUUGAGCAACAUUCUUCUGCGACUCAACGAAGAGAAAAAGCCCCUGAAAGCCGUGCUGACCGACUUUGGAUUCGCCAGACGAGCUGACCGUGAUACUCUCUCCGAGAAUUAUUGCGGGACUCGUUCCUACAUGGCUCCAGAACUUAUCAGCGAGACGCCUUACCAGCCCUUUAUCGCAGACUGCUGGAGCUUGGGGCUUGUGCUUUUCAUCAUAGUCACCAUGAGAAGACCUUUUCCCUCAACCCUUUCAAAAGACGUGAUGCUUGCAAGACAGCGAGACAUGAAGAACCUUAUUCCUGACAGAGAGCCUUUUUGUUCUCAUCCCGAUCUCAAGGCCCUAACCCUGGCGUUGAUGGACGCGGAUGUAGAGACACGGAUCACAGCGGAAGAUGCCUUGGCCUACGAUUGGUAUAAAAUUCCAGAACGCCAAUCUCAAGAAUAA